Molecule: messenger RNA, 13538 nt
Organism: Athene cunicularia (burrowing owl)
Lineage: Eukaryota; Metazoa; Chordata; Aves; Strigiformes; Strigidae
Gene: TTBK1
Product: tau tubulin kinase 1
Exons: 11
Coding region: 7825-11166 (1113 amino acids)
Biological process (GO): signal transduction; peptidyl-tyrosine phosphorylation; peptidyl-serine phosphorylation
Cellular component (GO): nucleus; cytoplasm
Molecular function (GO): protein serine/threonine kinase activity; ATP binding
Source: RefSeq, a predicted model, not a curated record
GUACAAGUCAGUAUUUUGAUAGUUACUCCUUUGGACAGGUAGAACACAUGUAUAUCAGUCAUGUAGCCAUUUUUUGUCCGUUGUGUGUUGAGAACUGCUUAGGGCCUGGAUGAAGGCUGUUACUUUGGCUGCCAUACGCAUUUCUGGCAUUUGGAUCAGAGUCAACGUCCUGGCUAGCAGGAGGGACUCUGGCUAUUAUGAUAAACAGGACAGACUGCUAGUGCAAAAAAAUACAAUAUUUCCAGAGGAUUUUGUUUUCAAACACUUGUGAGGACAGGGAAAUGAAGAGAAAGACAGGCAGCUUGACAAAACUGCUAGGGGAGAUGCUGAGUUCUUCACUGCUCCUCCCUGCCCCUCCAAGUCCCACUCUCUCUUGUUUGGAAGGUGGAAAAUAGUGGUUAAGAUCUGUGAUCUGUAUUCAGCAGGGUAUGUUUGACCUGGGACUUCCUAUUUCUCAAGGGAGCACUGUCAGUGGUAAUCACUAACUAUUCCUGGUCCAUUACUCUUAGUAAUAUCUUUUGGUGCUCAAUACUUAAAUAUUUAGUGAAACAGAGAGUGGAAAAACUACUUAGUCAUAGUAAACGGGGCCAUCUCCAGGGCUGUGAGACUCCUGAGGUCCCCUUUCUAGGGAAUAUGUCUUAAUUUUGUGCAAAGCUGUAAAGCCUCAGUGAGAGAGAUCGCAAUACGCCUGCUCCCAUUCUACCUGUGGCUUAAGUACAUGAUACUUGUGGUAGUCUGCUGUCAGGUGACAGUGCAGGAACUCCUGUAGGAGAGGAGGUUAUUGAACCUGAGACUUCCAAACUUUGGGUGAGUGAUCUAAUGCUGGAGAGAAGAAACCGUGCUCCUGUUCAGUGUUGUCCAUUUUUUUGUGACUCCGAACCUUCAUUUCUUGUUUUUCUUGUUCUGUUCAGUGCUCACCAGAAAACUCCUGGAUUGCUUCACCCUGUUAUAUUGCUUCUCCAGGCAAAUAGAAGAGUUACUCAAGCUCUCUUUGAGUACCAGGGCUUGCAAUUGCAAGGCUUCCUUCAGUUGUCUAAAGAGACUUAAUCUGUUUUUUCUUCUUGAUCAGGCAGUCGGUAGCAGGUGCUUACCAUUAUGUUACUGCUUAUCACUUACCCAUCAGUAGUGACUAUCUCAUCACCUGAUUAAAGGAGAGCUUCAUACAUUCAAGCUGCUCCUGUGCAAAUGCAAUUCCUGGCUUUCUCAGUUCUUCUUUCCUUUCAUUGCAGCACUCAAGCCAUGCAAGCUGUCCCACCACAUCUUUGUAAAGCCAGUGAGAUCAUAGUUUUGCAACGGCACAUGGACUACUAACAACUCCUGUUCAUUUCAUGUGUGUAGGUGUUUGUGGACAGGCAUUUGAGGUGGGCCACCAGUUGUGUUGCUUUCCCAGGGAAUGCAUGAUAGCUUCUAUCAUCCUCUCCUGGGGCACCUCCUCACAACCUCCAUUCUUCCAUUUCUUUUCAGGUUAUGGUAAUCCUCUCUCACUGUACCUGCUUUAAGCCCUCCUCACUAGUUUAGUAAGCCUAGAUGCAAAGCCUUCUCCAGUGAUGCUCUUGCCGCUCUGUCACAUGGGUCCCUUCGUUCACCAACAAUUCUUUUUCCUUAAAGAGUGACCCAUGCUCAUAGAAGCCAAAGCCUGUCUUUGAUAGCUAGGUGUUGACUUGGAGGAUGCAUCCAUGUCUACCUAAGUCUUUCCUACUUACUGUCAGGAUUUAAGAGGACAGCACCCAGGCCUCCAUGCCCCCAGAUCUGUACUCAGUAUACUCAAAGUCACCUCUUGAAAAACAGGUGCUUUUGAAUGAGCAGCAAGGGUUAAUAGUCAGAGGGCCUCACAGACCUUGGCAGUCUGUCCUUAUCAUCCCAUAUCCAGGCCCCCAACAAGCCACAAAGCUCUGGAGACAUCAAGUUGACCCAGUAGAUGGGGCUUUCAUUUCCUGCAGGAAGGAGUCUUCAGUGACUGUCAGUCACCUUUGCUUCUUGGUGUGGACAUUUGGUUCAGGCUCGGCUGGCUCUCUAGACAGGCCUUGUUCCUUGUCACUAGUUCCCAGGUUACUAAAGCCAUUUUGCAACUGCAGAUCUACAUGGGGGGCAGGAGCCUCUCUUGUGCUGCUAGUUUCCCUCCACUUAGGAGUCUCUAUCUGUUGCUACUUGAGCAUAACUACUCAAAGUUUUGUCAGUUUUUCCUUGCAUUGAAGGGUUCAUGAUCUUCACUUUCAGAGGCUCUGUGAAGAUUCUGUUGAUCUCUUGUUCACCCUCACUGAUGCUACACAGUCUGCUCACCUCCUUUCCCACCUCACCACAGCUCCUUCAGCUGGCAACUCUAUACCUCAACCAGAGUACUUCUCUUUCACGAGGCUACUGCAGAGGCACCAGGUGCUCUCUGCAGCCAAACGUGGAUGACCACAUCCUUUCUUUGGGGCUUUUUCUGGAUUGAGGUCUCCAAUGUGCUAAAAAUAGUUGCAUCAGCCAUGCUGGGCACCAGGCCCCGUGGCCCAUCGCCACCAUUAUUGUAGCCUCAGUCAUGCCCACACUUUGCUGAGCAGUUUCUGGGCCCCUGCACAGCCUUGUUUUGCUAACUGCUCUCACAACUGCUACAGCUCUGUUAGUUUGUCUGUUUACUGUGCUACAUAUAAAUACCAUAGAGGAAAAAAUUAAAUCAAAAUUUUCAUGCUUUUCAUGCCAAAGUUUUUGUUAAACAUAGAGAAUCUCACAGUUAAACUUUGAUCUGAAGGAAAUCAGGUUCUGAAGUUGGGUUAUCCCAAAACUUUUUCAUUUCAUGAUAUGUCCAAUAAUGUAACAGGAGAGAAGCUGAAAACACAACUUUGACCAGGUUGUAUCAUAAAGAUCUUGGUUUGUGCAGGUCUUUAAGAGUUUGUUGCCUCUUUAAAGGACAACAGUAAUUGCCACCACUCAAAUGAGAGAGAAACAUUCUCCUUUGCAGUGUAAUUUCCUGAAGCGUGGACUUUCUCAGGGGUUCAUGUUUUUGAAAAUUCAGAUGUACUAUAUGGACUAGGUUAUCCUUGUCUAUAUGGACAAAUGCUGCAGAGCACGCUGUUGGUGAUAUGCUACUUUCUGUUACAAAAGUUGUGUAGACUUUUCCUAAUUACAUCCCAAGUAGCCACAUUUCUGCUGAUUUUGUUCUUUAGGAGGGUUUCAAGUAUUCAUUCUGGUGCAUGGCAUCUGAACCAACAUUAUACCCUUUAAAAAUAAGUAUUGCAUAUGCCAGAUUAAACAGAAUGCAAAGGGACUGCAUCUGCCCGGCUACAUGUACCCUGUCUGUAGGAUAUCCAGAAGCACCUUCUUUAGGACUGUAGGUGAGUUACUAGGUGAGAUGCAUUGAGCCAGUGGUGCAGUUCUUACGGUCCAUAUGAAAUAGGAUGAUUAAAUCUAUAAAACCUUUUUUAGUGCCUUUAUACAAAUCUAGAUGAGGUAACAGUUGAUGAUGCAUAAAAUACCACCCAUCCAGUUUCAAAGAAAGUAUUGCAGAUCUAAACAGUAUUGAGAAGACAGUAAUGACAAACUCAAAUGAAGAGGGAUCAAAAAGAUUGUGAUUAUAAUCCAAAGAAGAAAAUUAAUAAAAGUAAUUUCAUAAAAGUCUGUAAAAUAUUAUGAAUUCUUGAGAAGCAAAUGAGAGAGCCUCUGGUUACAUAGGAACAAGGUAUUCAGUGAGAUUGAUCAUAUAUUUAAACCAGUAAAGGGAUGCACAGGUAAUCAGCAUGCAUUGGGAAGAGUAAUACAGUACCUGUGUGCAGGUCUGAGACCUUUCUAAAUAGCAGCAAUGAGACUGAGUGUGCUGUGGCAAGGCAAAGAAAAUUGUGGGGGGACUCUAUAAACUGGCAGGUGAAAUUCUGUGUAGAUAAAAAGUGAUGCUCAUGGUGUGUGUUUGGGGAGGUGGGGGGAGAACAGUUCUAAUUUCACAUAUAUGAUAGUGAUCUAUGAGCUGACAGGUAUCACUGAUAAGAGAGACCAUGAUGUUAUGGAAUAACUUUGUGAAAACACAGGUUUGAUACUCAACAGCUUUCAAGAAGGUGCUCAAAUAUUAGAAGUCAUCAGGAAAGCAAUACAGGACAAAUCAGAGAUCACUGUUGUAACCCUUGAUCAGUUGGGGGAGGCUUUUCAGAGUUCUCAUAGUAUACCUGAGAGAAAACUUUAGACUGAUCUGAGGUGGACUGAGUAUCAGUUGGCCUUGUUGUUGCAAAGAACGUGUGUUGGUCAUAGUGUGAUGGGUAUAGGCCAUCUCUGCCAUGUACUCUUAAAAGAGCUUGCUAUAGGGAGAGGUUUUUUAGGAUUUAACUAUUAUUUUCUCUAUAUGCAACCUUCUGCCAUGGUUCAGAUAGAGAUAUGAGCACUUUUAUUCACUCUGUCCUGGUUGUACAACCCACCUUUGCCAUGCAGCAGCAGAAACAGUCCGUGUUGAUGCACAUCUUAGGACAGCAGAGCUAAGCAGCUGGGGAAUUAAUUGAAAAGUUGUUUUUUUAAAUUUGUGGAAGUAUCUUCUAUAGAAAGCACACAAGUCAAAAUUUUCAGCUUGCAUUAAUUUUUACAGCAGAGUUAGAGUAGCAGAACGUGAUUGAUAUGGAGAACUAAGGCUGAGAAGAAAAUUUAAACUUGGAGGGGAAAUUAGACAUAAACAUUCUUAUACAGAUAAUGUGAUGAACAACAUACAGUAGUAUAGUGGAGGUGUUCUGUGUCCUGAAGGUCUUCUGUGCUAAUGUAGGUCAGGUUUUGGACAAUAACCUCUUGGCUUUACGAGUCUUUGUUCAGGUCUGCUAGUUACAUCACUAAUGUGCAGUACAGAAAGCAUUAUACUUUUCCUCUGUCAGUGACACCCAGCCUUCAGAAACAUAUUCCCACAAAUAUUAAGUGAAAGUCAUCGAGGGUUUAGCAGCUUGGUCUUAAUUAUUUAUUUGAAAAUAGAGAGAGGCUAUGUUUUUCCUAGAGUCUCUCUCCCAUUGCAGGAACUGAUGCUGGGCUGUUAUGCUCAGCAAGCAUUUUUUUAGCUUAGUCAGCUGCAGCCCAUUGAUUACGUCUCGAUCUCCUCGUGGCUCAGACUGCACUGCAGCAGUUUGCAGUGCCUUGCUGAAGAUACCGUGUAAGUGCAAGGGUGGCUCUGUGAGUCAGUGGGCAGAAAGAUGUUGUAAGCAGGACACUGCAUAGCCUGUUUAGACGAGCAUGAUGAGGGCUGCAAAAAUGUGUCAGCUAAUUGGGAAAAAGAUACUUAUUUUCCAAAUAUCUAAAUGUCUAGUGCUAAAAAUAAACUUCGCUGCAGUGAACAAGGUAUUAGAAGAGUAUGGUAUGUUUUUCUAGUAAGUAGUUUUCCCCUCAGUGGAAAAUGAGCUAUAAAAUGACACAAAGGACAUUAACUCCUACAUUCUAGGACCCCAAAUAUCCAAACAUAGAAGCCCAGUAGCUUUUAUACUUCCUUGUACUUGAAAUAUAUGUAAAUCUGUAAUUUUAUAUAGGACAUUAGUACUUUGCAGUCAAAUAAACAGAUUUGUGGAACUGUAGUACUCAGAAUAUUGCAUUAGCUUAGGAAGGGAUAUAAUUUUUUAAUUGAGCUUAGUAUUGUGAAAAGGUAAUUGGAUAAAAGGCUGAAAAAGCACGGCAUAGUCACAUUGGCUCACACAGAGAUGGAGAAAAGGGAAAAAAAAUUGAUCUAUGUCUUUAAAAAUAUUGCACAUUUCAUGUAUUACAGAAAUGCCAUUUCUGUGCGAAUGGGUUAGUUAUAAAACACAUCAUCGUGAAAAUUAUGUAAAGGUUCUCGUUGUUACUUUCCUUGUUGGAGUUGCAAAUUUGGUCUUGAGAAGGGAGUUCAUGUUCUGCUUUAAAACAUUACGACUACAGAAAGCCAGUGCAGUUGAAAUUAAAUGUAUGAAAAGCAGACCAGCUGAUGAAUUUGAAAAUCUGUUAGCAAGCAGUGACUCUUGAUUCUUGUUAUAACUAGCCUUUUCUCUGCUUUCUCCUCCUGGAAGCCCCGGUUCAGUGAGGGUGACCUCACAUCAUCUAUAUCAGGUGGUUGUUGUUUUUAUUUUAUGUAGCAGCUCUCUGGUUAGAGUUCUUGUGCUACGAGGGUAAGGGAAAAGUAAGGACAGCUCAGGCUCAAAUCCCAUAUAUGCCUGCAGGGAACUGAGAUCCCAUUUUCCAUUUUCAAGUGCCUUUACUGCCAAGCUGCGGGGCGGGAUGUGGUACAUCUGAAUGUGUCAUUCCUUCUGGCUGAUUCUGUUCCACUUUGAAGCUCUGAUUAUUCUUCCUACUGGACUACAGACAGUGGAACAGAAAACUAUUACUGUGUCCAGUGGUAAGGGAACAGGGGCUUCAUUCCAUGGGCAAGUGAAUGUAGAGUUGGACUGCAGGUCAAGUUUCCCCUCUAUCAGGUAAGUGCAUUUGCUGCCAGGUUACAGAGUGCCUGUCAUACACUUUCUCUCUUGGUAAUAAAUAUUCAAUUAUUCUGUUCAAAAGGGACCCUUUCCAACAUGGAUGUUCUUAGACUUGCAUCUCAAAGCACCCUGUAGUUUAGCGGUGAGAGUGUGCUCUGGAAGGAUGGAGGUGUCUUUUUCAUGUCUGUCCAAGGCAUGGAGACAUUUGAACUUUAGCUCUGCUGCAUCUCAGUGAUUGCCACGACUGUCUUUUGUCUUCUUCCUUUUGGCAGAAAAGGGCCGUCUUCUCCAUCUGACUUCAGAGGAAAAAAAAAAAAAAAAAAAAAUGAGAUGUGACUAACACUCUACAACGCACUUUAGAACAGUUCCAUUUCAGUGGUUCUCCCUGCUCUGUGUUACAGUACAUGAAAAGCUUAUCUUUCUUACUUAGCAAUUGCCAUGGUUUCCUUGGGGAUACUCUGUGCUAUUUAUUCGCCUAUAGGACCAUGCAUGUGAGAAACAAGUGCAGCUCUGAGGCCAAAAUUCUCUUGUUAAAAAUCGAAUGAUAAUUGAAUAACAGGAUUAUAGCUGGGAUAUGUAUUUGAUUAAAAAAUGCUAAUUUUUAGCCUUGUUUCUAAUGUGAGACAGGCAUCCUCAUCUCCAGCACAAAUUCUGGCACAGGAAUUACAUGAUGGUUGGUGCAUGCUAUUCAGAAAGACCUUGGUCUUUUCUGAUGUUAAAAUCCACUUAAAAUUUUGAAUUCUCCUAAAGUAAAGAAGGAAAUACGACAUUUUAACUCAUCUCCUUCAGGUCUUUUGCUUUGGAAAGAAUAGUAGGAGACUAUUAAGUAACUUUGUCAAAACUAAAUUUCAUGCAAAAUCUAUGGAAUUCUCGGAACAUUUUUAGGGAAGAGGAAUACUGAGACUCAAAUAAGAAACUCCGUUGGGUUGACUGCUUUUGAUUAGUUGAUUUCUGUUGGAAUAAAUAUCUCUUGGCUGAGGUCUUUCCUCAGUUUACUGAAUUGAGUUCUAAGGUUAUAUAAUAUAUUGUAUUAGGUCUUGCCUAUGAUCAGGAUGGCCCUUAUGUUUCCAUACUGUACAGUUCACAUCUUAAGACACAGUGACUGCUCACAUGGCCUAAAAGCAGCACUGACUUUCAUUCUGCUCUCUUUCAAACGACCAUGCUGCAUUCCACCACAGACAGUGGGGACUCCCUAUCUAUAGGUGGAACACUGCAGCAAUCGUCAGGGAAGAUGCCUGAACCUGGCAGCUGUGAAGCCCAUAAAGCUGGCAAGACAGUGGUUCUGUGGAGAUUGCUGUUCUUUUGGGCUCUUCUUUUGAGGCUGUGUUUGAUGCGUUGGCUUCCCAUCCGCUGCUCGUAACCAUCUCUGCUAUGAGUUCCUCGCAAUGUUGCUGGUUUUCGAGGAACGGUCCGCUAUGCUUCAGUGAAUGCACACAAAAACCGAGAGAUGGGUAGACAUGAUGAUCUCUGGUCCCUCUUUUACAUGUUGGUGGAGUUUGCGGUUGGUCAGCUUCCAUGGAGAAAAAUCAAAGAUAAGGAGCAGGUUGGCAUGAUAAAAGAAAAGUAUGAACACCGAAUGCUACUAAAGCACAUGCCUUCAGAGUUCCACCUUUUUCUGGAUCAUAUUGCAAGCCUAGACUACUUCACCAAGCCUGACUAUCAGCUAAUCAUGUCCGUUUUCGAGAACAGCAUGAAAGAAAGAGGCAUCACUGAAAAUGAAGCUUUUGACUGGGAGAAAACUGGUACAGAUAUCUUGUUGUCUACUAGCACCUCUACUCCACCACAGCAAAACACCAGGCAAACAGCAGCCAUGUUUGGAGUGGUUAAUGUCACUCCGGUACCUGGGGACUUGCUUCGUGAGAACACUGAGGAUGUCCUACAGGGCGAACAUCUGAGUGAUCAAGAGAAUGCUCCUCCCAUCCUGUCAGGCCGGCCAACGGAAGGUCUUGGUCAGACUCCAAACACCGCUUUCAAUGAGGCUGAAGUUUGGGAAGAGACAGAUGUGAAUCGCAACAAACUCAGGAUCAGCAUCAGCAAAACUCAGUGCAUGGUGGAAGAGGAGCAGAGAAAUGGUGUCUGCCCCAGUUCUCCUGUCCGAGUGCCUCCGGAGUCCCCUACUGCACAAGUGCGCUCCCUAAGAUACCGCCGUAUGAACAGCCCAGAGUCAGAACGCCUCUCCACUGCUGAUGGCAAAGCAGAUCUACAUGAAAGAAGAUCUCGAAUGGAUUUACCUGGCUCUCCAUCACGGCUUGUGUGCUCCUCCCAGCCAGCCCAGAUGCUGUCCAUUGAUACUGGCCAGGCUGACCGGCAGGCAAGUGGUAGGAUGGAUGUGUCUGCAUCGGUGGAACAUGAAGCCCUCAGCAAUGCUUUCCGCUCAGUGCCACUUGCAGAGGAGGAGGACUUUGAUAGCAAGGAGUGGGUUAUCAUUGAUAAGGAGACAGAGCUGAAGGACUUUCACCCAGGCGCUGAGCCAAGCACCUCUGGAACCACAGAUGAGGAGCCUGAGGAACUAAGACCUAUUGAAGAGGGUGAGGAGAGAAGGCGCUUGGGUGCAGAUGCUGCGGUCAGGCCAAAGAUGCAUGAUGGGCGAAGUCGGGGUAUGCAGCCUGUGACUGAGGAGGACAGUUCCCACAGACAUGAAGGACCUUCUCAAACAGUAUCUGACAGUAAACAUGAACAGCAGACAGGAAGUCUAGCCCACUCCCCCCUACAUUCAGCACCAGCUAUCCGACAAAGGAGACGAGAAUCUGAACCUACUGGUCCUCAGAGACAGGCAUAUAUGCUGAAGUCAUUUGAAAUGAAUGGUCUACCCAAGGUGGUGCCUUUAAGUUUGCCUUAUCAAGACUUCAGAAAAGACAUGUCAGACUACCGGGAAAAGCCUAAGGUAUCCCAGCGGAUAAAGAAAGUUGAUUUCUCAAAUAUUGUCUUGACUGCUCCUUGCAAACCUCUGGAACCUUAUCUGGAAAUGAAUGGAAAAGAGGAGGAGGAAGAAGAUGAGGAAGAAGAUGAGGAGGAGGAAGAUGAGGAGGAGGAGGCAGAGGAGGAAGGGGAUGAGAUUGACAUGCACAGUGGUUCCAGCAGCGACCUGAGUCAAAAAAGCACAGAGCGCAGCCAGGAGUGUGCACCAUCCACGCUGCUGGCUGAUGACCAGAAGGGAUCCAAGGGUCGAGCGUCCACUGCUGAUGGGGAUCUGGAGCUGGAGGAAGGCUCAAAAACACUAGUGCUGUUUUCACCAGGUGAUCUGAAAAAGUCUCCAGUGACUGCAGACUUGGCUCCAGAAGUUGAUCUGGGCACUCUUGCUGCACUGACACCUCAGAGUGAGAGGCCACAGCCUAUGGGUAGCCAACUGGAUGUAUCUGAGCCAGGGACCCUGUCCUCAGUCCUUAAAUCUGAACCAAAGCCUCCCGUGGCAGUGGCUACAGCUUCCUCCCCCUUUACCAAAGUUGAGCGCACAUUUGUUCAUAUUGCUGAAAAGACCCACUUAAAUGUCAUGUCUUCUAGUGGCCAGCUGAUGAGGCAUGAGGAAUACUGCCCUCCGGGCCAGUUUGAGGAGGUCAUUAUCGAAGAAGAGCUGGAGGACAACCUGGUGCUGGUGGAGAAUGGAAGCAUACAUUCAGGGCUAGAAGGGGCAGAGACAGAGAGCUGUGCACUCUCAGCUAAUCACAUUGAAACCACCUCAGAGACAGUGGGGGAACAGCUGGCCCUUCCCAAUGGUGUAGCAAAGCCUCCCGAGGACAAGCUGGAGCUCUCCAACAAAGUGGCGCUCUCGCUGGAUUUGGAAGAGCCAGGCAAGAUGGUUGCAAGGGAGCCUGACCUUGAGAAGACAGCAUCAGUGGCAGAACACCUUAAGCGAGCAGACACUCUCCUCAACACACCACAGCAGGGCCCCAGGAGACCUCUGGGCUCCAGGUACAGAAGUCGGAUACCCAUUCUGUUCUCUGAAGAGGACACUGGCUCAGACCUUUCAACUUCACUCUCGGCCAAAGAGAGGCUUUAUAAGAGGGCAAAGCAACCUGACUUGGCUCGCCUAGUGAUGGAGAAGAGGCAAAACCGCCUCCUUCGGCUGACCUCAGGGGCCUCCUCCUCAGCAUCCUCCAGUGAUGAGAGGCGGCGAGCCUCAGAAACCCUGUCAGCCACUGGUUCUGAGGAGGACACCCAUGACUCUGAUGACUCCAUCCCAAGGAAGGUGGGGAAGGAGAAGGCUACCCUCCUGGGGAAAGAAGAGAGACCCAUAAGCACAAAGAGCAGAAUUCCUCGGCCCAUCACACCAGUGAAAACACUGCUAGAGGUGGCAAAGUCUGAGAGCUCCAUGGCCGUCACAGUGCUAUGUAGCUCCCCACAGGAUGCGGCUGUUGCCUACAGGCUUCAGGCACAGAGACCAGCUGGAAGUGUCCCAAAUGAGUGCCGAACAACGCAGAUACAAAGUCGGCUUCCUCCUUCACUGAACUCCACUUCUUUUCCUCCACGAAGCAGCUCAUGGAGGUCCAGCUGUGCAUCCCCUUGGAGCCCUGUCCUUCCUUCAAGAAACCCCAGUGCUUCCCCCAGAAGCCAGCUGCCCCCUCGGAGGGAAAGUCCUUCUCCCUGCCGACAGCAUAAGCCAGGGACUGCUCUUCAGCGAGUUCCUCCUUCCGCCCGACCUCAGCCCCCAGCUCAGGCCCUGGAGCCAACAGGAGAUUCCCUGCCCUCUCCUGGUGUGGCCAAAAAACGACAAAGAGGAAAAACCCAGACUCAGAGUCCGGCAACCAAAGGAAAGCAGGUGUCCCUGGAAAGUAAGGCAGCUGCCAGAUAAUGAUCUUUUUCUGCCAACCCAACAGACUGGGUAACUUCUGCAUAUAGUAUACACUUGAGAUGCUGCAGCACAGCCUUUCAUGCUGGACCCACGAGUCUAUAGCAGUAGCUGUACUUCAAUGCUUCACUCACUCUCACCCCACACUGUCGUGAUCAGCUCCCGCAGGCCUGAGAGCCUCUGAGCCACGGAGCCUUCUUCAAGGGAGACAUCCAGCCCGCAGCUCAUGCUUGCUAACGCAGAGCACUAGCAGUGACCCAGGCAGCCUGCCUAGUGCCUGACCCUCCUCCCUCCCCAGGCAUUCCCCUCUCUCUGUUAGCAAUACCAGUUGCCAACACUGACCCUGGCUUUGGAAAGAGGAGCAAAGGUGACAAGAGCAAGGCCUGCUGGAGGGGAAGGCUCCUGUCCUGCAGGCAGCUCCCUCCUCUCUCCUUGGUGGGAAAACACCAGCCAUGGCUACCACCAUCUACCUGAGUGUUGGCUCGACUCUUGCCACCUGUGUUAGCAAGGGAUUGCCACCAGCUUAGCAAAGAGGGAUGGGUGUGUCAUUGUGUGCUAAGAGCGGGGGCAGGGUGAAGGGGUCUCUCCUUUCCAGAGAUGCCUCUGCAAGCGGGAAUGGGAGGCAGGCAGGCCUUGCUGGAUGUCCUACAGAGGGAGCCAUCUGGCAUUGCUGCUCAGUGACACUGCUGCUCUUGCAGCAGAUGCCUGUGUGGUGGGUAUUUAGAUGGAAGUAAGGAUGUAUUGCUGGGAGAUCAAGAGUGCUUGCUAAUUGAUGUAGAAGGGAGCACACUGCAGCCGCUUCUGUCUCAAAUACCCAACUGUGAUCUGUGGAGACCACAUCUCCCAGCAUGGGUGGUUCCUCUCAGCCUGAGUGCAGUUGGUGCCACAGACCCAUACUCCACCAAACACAGCUCCAUCCUGAAGAUGUGAAUAGUCACUGGAUGCCUUUAGCUCGGGUGCCCCUUGCACCUAAAUUCCUUGUGCUUUAUUGUCACGCUCUUGGUGUUUGUGAAUUUUGACACUGUGGUUGAAAGGUCCCCUCCAUGGCAGGGUGAGAAAUUAUUAUCCUGUAGUAUACUCAAAAGCUGCUGCUUUGCAAGGAGAGGUUUGCUGGCAUGCCGUGGGUACCUUGUGCAUUUCUAUCUGAGAGUACAGUGGGUUGAGUUGUGGAGGUCGGGUCUUAGUGCUCAGCUCUUCCACAUGUUGUGUGAGAGAACUAACAAUGUGAAUGUACAAGCAAGGGCUGUGCUCUUCAGGUAAUGUUAUCAGAGCAGAAGCUUAGCACUCAGAUAGAACUGAAUCAACCAACUUUUUAGCCCCCAGACUAAUUAGGAAGGUUUGAAAAUGAAAGCCGGGAGGGCUGAUACCUGUCUGAGCUUGAUGAGAUCUUGAAGUAGUCACAAAAUUUUCCCCUCACCUCACAGGGGGAAACAUUCCAGACCCAAGUACUUCGGGCUUCACACCACUGUCAUGCUUUGUAUGAGGGAGAACAAAAAUACAGCUGCUCUGUACACCCAUUCCUGCAGCUGCAACUAGCUGCAAGUAUUUACUAUUUGCAGACAACAAAGCUUGACAGAGGAAUCUGGACAGUAAUAACCUCGAUUCAUUUGAACAUAGACACAAACAGUCACACUGAUGGCCAUCAAGUCCAAGGAAUCCUGAAGCUGUUCACAUCUAUAUAACCUGUUCUGGAGAGGAGCAUGAGAGCUGUGAGGGAGAACGGGCUACUCUGUAGAGAUCUGAACAGGGAAAUGUCUGGAAAUAGCUGACAGGAAUUACCUCUUCAUAUGACAGUCUCAGUGUUGCCAAUGCUAAGAAUUUAUUUCAUCUAUCUCUGUUAGCUGUUUUCCAUUGAUGUUCACCCUCGCAGAGUAAGAAGCAUAGCUUCUUGUCUAAAAACACGCCCUCAUCUUUGCAGAGAAGCACUGGAGACUCCAAGGUCAGGUUGUGGUUUGAUGGACUAAGCUGAUGUUGCCACCAAAAGCAGCGGUCCCUCCACCUUCCAGCUGCUUUGUUGCACUAUCCCACCCCCUUAAUGCUGGGGCAGCUAUUUGGUGAAGUGGCUGGAAAUGCUGAUCCAGCAUGACACCAAGCGCUCUGGUUUGGUUUUCAUCUGGUUCAGUUCAUCAAUCUGGGUCAGCAUUUGGUCACUCAACAGAAGUGCAGGAAGGAGAGGACAGAGAGUAUGACCACUUCUGGUGGCAUUAUAACUUCAUGUAUGUUUGAAGUUCGGGUCAAACUACAACCUAUAUAUGCCCUGCAUGUUCAGAAACUUGUAGUGUGUGGUGGCGUCAACAUGCUGGAGGGAAGGGAUGCCUUUCAGAGAGACCUUGACAGGUUUCUUUCCUGUGAGGUGGUGAGGCCCUGGCACAGGU